CUCAUUGAAGACUGUCACAUUGCUUUGACUGACACCAGAGACCUUUACACAUUUAUCUGCAUUCCAUUCUAUCACUUGUUGGGGAUCCUGAUUGUAACAUGCCUCGACCAUAUCUCUCUCGUGCCUGGUCUAAAGGAUCUGCGGUGUCGACAAGCUCCAUAUCAGCCCGCAGUCACAGUUCCGAUCUGUCUGGCCAUUCUGGUCGCACUCAAUAUACUAAUGCAACCUCAUAUAGCUAUACGAAACCGAUCGUCAAGCACUACGACACUGACCGAACAGAAUACCAUGACGACGAGCCUUCACAGGGUGAACAUGAACAAGGCAUCGACCCUCGAGCCUCCAGCGACACAUACGCCUCCACCACUGUCUCCGAGAAAGAGACACCUCAAACUUCGAACCUGUGGCCAUUAUUAAGACAGACAUGCUACCAACCAGACGCACUCGGCUGUACGCCUUCCGAGUUUGCAGAACUCUUCCCGUCAACGAGAAGGAUCUUGAUUCAGCAUGACGAUACGACACCAGAUGGCAACCUCAACCUUCGAGCUGAUACCGAGAUGACUGUACGGAAAGGCCACAAAGUGAAGCUGACCCUGUUCCACUUUCGCAUGUAUGACCUAGCCGAAAGACACUUCUCCCUUCGCCGAUAUCAGAGACAAUCUGGACGUGAGGUCUGCAGUUCGAAACGAAAAUAUGUAAAACCCUCGGCCAAACCAAUCAGACCAGCAGCACCACCCAGAAAGUCUUCUUUCGGUGUCUCCUUCCCAAAGAUCAACUUCAGGAAAGCGCUUACAGCGAAGUCGGCGUCCCAGAAACCUCAAGAAGACAAAGGCGACGACGUUGACGAGAUUUCCGAGGUCUGUGGUCCUCGGCCAGACGUGGAAGCCACAGUACCCACCGACAACAUCAGGAUAGAGUUCUCCAACUAUGCCCAAGUCGAGCUGAACCGCGAUCCUCGAAACGACAAAAGCGUUUAUGACUUUGAAUAUUGGGGCGAAACAUAUUCUUGGAGACGCAGGGUUUACAAAGAUGGUUCAGAAACGGUGUUUUCGCUCGAAAUGUUCCACUCAACCACCGGAGCCUGUCUUGCUCACAUUACGCCCGACAAACUAUCCGAGAAGCAAAGGCGAAAAGAAGCUGUCCACGGAGGCUGGAUACCGUCGUGCAGUAUGCGGAUCAUGGAAGAAGACAUCUCGAGUGAUCUGGGAGACGUCCUCAUUGCGACUGGACUAAUCUCCCUCACCAACGGUUGCAUCAGGAGACACUGGCAGGAAGCUCACCGCUCUUAGCUGACGGGCACCACCGAUGUGACCAGAGGUAUUGUUCUCCGUGACCCAACCAGGACGAGAUUUCCUUUUGCGGGGUUACACGGACUCAUAGCGGUGUGGAUGCACUACGAAGACAACAUUCCAACGACCGUAUGAUCUUGAGCCAUGGGGUCGCUGUUAUGGCAUCGGCUUGUUCUUGUAUAUUAUAUGCUUUUUGACACGUUCUCUCGAGAUCGAAGACCUGACGUUUACGUGACCACGAAGUGGGUAGGGCUUAAUGGGUCGACCCAGAGUUUUGCGGCGAUGAAGUUCAUAACCAUGACCGCAUGCGAAACCCGCUGGGGAUG
This is a messenger RNA of Exophiala viscosa, 1612 nucleotides long. RefSeq lists its product as uncharacterized. The record is from RefSeq and is a predicted model, not a curated record. Bases 99 to 1286 code for a protein of 395 amino acids. The transcript has a single exon. NCBI's taxonomy places the organism in Eukaryota, Fungi, Ascomycota, Eurotiomycetes, Chaetothyriales, Herpotrichiellaceae.